CACACAGCAGCAGGACGGUGCCUUAGUGAGAGGCUGUGCGUUUCCUGCUCUUGGCAGACGCUCCCUCACUCUCAGUGCAGGCAGAGCUGAGAGUGGGUCUCUCUCCCCUGGAUCUCGCACUAGUACUGGGUGGUUAGUGUGCAAGAGAAUGCAGCAGGGCUGAUGCCAGCACCCCCCACAGGGCAGCACUCAGGGGAGGGGGCAGAAGGUGCUGCUGUGGAUAUAAAUGAAAGGAAGAUUUGCACAUUGGUUGGGAUCACACCCAUUAUGAGAGAGCAUUGCUACAACCGCCCCAGAUAACCAUCCAGCUAUGAGGAUCCGUCACAGAGCUCCUGCAGUGGGACGUGUGGGCUUACAGACCCAUGACCCAGGCUUUGGAGUAGGUCUAUGGUAGAUGUAUGAUGAGGUCGCUGCACAUAGGACUGGAUUUAUCACUGGUUUGCGGUUAGUUAGUUUUUUUCCCCCUGUUCCCAUCUCUGGAGCAGAGUUGAAAUUGCCACGGCUGCAAGUAAUUUGAUCAGCAUCUGCAAACCUCCUCCUGUGCUCUGCCCUGCAGCCUCACAAGGGCUGCCCAGCUGAGGGCCGCCUGGUCUCCCUCCUGCAGCCUGCCGCUGGGCAACUUCAACAGAAGCAAACUACAGUUUUUUUUUCUCACUUUGUGUAACCAUGGGGCUCGUUGCCUGGUACGGUCUCCUUCUUCUUCUCACCAGCAUUGCGUCUGCCAGCAAGCCUUGCUUCCCGGGAUGUUCAUGUGAAGUGGAAUCAUUUGGUUUGUUUGACAGCUUUAGCCUGACCAAAGUGGAUUGCAGUGGGGUGGGUUCCCACAUUCUUCCCGUCUCUCUCCCUCUGGAUACAACUUACCUGGAUCUAUCGUCAAACAAGCUGGAAAGUGUCAACGAGUCUGCGUUGUCUGGACCUGGCUACACCACCCUGAUCAACCUUAACCUGAGUUACAACCGGAUUGUGAGAAUCUCUUCUACCACAUUCUCCAAAUUGCGAUACCUGGAGUCUUUAGAUUUGAGCAACAACCGGCUGGAGGCUCUUCCAGAUCACAAUUUCUUUUACUCGCCCCUCGUGGAACUUGACCUGAGUUUUAACACGUUAGUUGACAUUAAGAUCAAUGCAUUCGCCUCUCAAAAUAAUGGCAAAGCCAUAAGCAUUGAUCUUUCAAAUAAUUUGAUCAGCUCUAUAUCGAGAAGUUCUGAUGGUCCCGUUCCAAACAUCCGGAGUUUGAAUCUGUCCGGAAACCGAUUACAUUCGGUGUGCAAUCUUCAAGGAAUUCCUGUACGUUAUCUUAACUUGGAUAAAAACCCCAUUUCUAAAAUUGAGAAGAAUGACUUUUUGGGGCUUAAAGACUUAACGCAUCUGUCUCUCAGUAAUAUGGAAAAUUUAACUGAGAUUGCUCCACACAGCUUUAAUGAGUUAUCCUCUCUCCAAGUUCUUGACUUUUCAAACAACCCCAACCUAAAAACUCUUAGCAAAGAUGUCUUUUUUGGCUUGAACUCCUUACAAGAGUUGAACUUGAUAAACUUAGGUUUGGCCUCUUUACCCAAGAACACCCUCACAUACUUACCAGCCAUGAAAAGUAUUACCUGGGGGAAAAACAUUCAUUGUAUCAAGACUAUGAAGGAAAGCCAGUUCCAUCUACAAAACGGACUGGUCCGAAGGGAAGUCCUGGUGUGCCGUAAUGAUCGAGGUGCUGUGCCAGCACAAGACGUGUUGUAAUUUUUCAUUCUCGUGUACAGAGUUCUGCCUAUUGAGAGACCAUGUGCCUUUUUUUGAAAAGAUUUGUCAGUAAUUUAUUAAUUGUUUUUUGUUUUUGUUUUUUUAUUUUUAUGAGCAAUUUUAGUUUAGACUUCUCACUGCAGCAGCCAUGCAUUAUAACUUUUUUUUUUUUGUACGGAUUUACAAAUCAACAGAUUCCUACCAAUCCACGUUUGGACGAGUGUCCAUUACCGACCAAUAUGUAAAGACUUUUUUAAUAUGUUUAAUUUUUUUUUAUAUGUGCUAUGCUUGAAUAAAAGGAAUUUUUUACAUUUUA
Messenger RNA from Pseudophryne corroboree (corroboree frog), 2041 nucleotides. RefSeq names its product tsukushi, small leucine rich proteoglycan (gene TSKU). The record is from RefSeq and is a predicted model, not a curated record. The coding region runs from base 667 to 1725 and encodes 352 amino acids. Gene Ontology annotation, molecular function: protein binding. Lineage: Eukaryota; Metazoa; Chordata; Amphibia; Anura; Myobatrachidae. The transcript has 3 exons. Gene Ontology annotation, cellular component: extracellular matrix.